UGUCCACUAUUCAUGAAUAUUUGCCAGCCAUCUUGCAUGUAAAUCGAUCUACAGCACGUGACGUCCUUUUGCUGGAAUGCCGAAGAAAUCCGAAACCUCUGGAGCUUCUGGAAGCAAAUCAUGAAAGUUAAAGCAGUUAAACUUGAAUAGUGAGGCACACGUGAACCUACGGUGCAUUCCUUUCACGUGCCGAGAUCUUCUGGGAAGUAUUUGAGAAAACAAUGAAGUGUGUUUCUUUUUUAUGCUCUCGCCAGCAUAAGGAGCAUCAAAAACAACGUCUGUAGCUUUUCAAAACCACCUAAAUUGUCAUGGACCUCCGACUUUUUGUAAAGAAACAGCUUUAUUGUAUCUCCAUUUCCUUCAUAAAUAGUCCUUGUUUCUUCACUGUAACUCCAUACAUUUGUCACUAGAACAGUCACCUAAAAUUCUUUCUAAUCCAUUGUUAUAGAAUAAAAGAUUAGUGUAUGAGCCACAACCUCUCGUUAUUAAUAUACUGAUUUAGUUAGGGAGGGAAUAAAGAGGCAUGAGAAAGGAAUGAAGAAUAAUAACAUUUCUUCAUAUGAAGUAUGCGUCUGUUUAACACGCCUCAGUCACACCAAGAGGAGGGACAUCUCACGUUUAUAGCCAGGUUGUGGUAUAACCUGUGUGGCAGACACGUCGGUCAUAAUCGCUCAUGAUCUGCUCAAACAGUUUCUGGUUUUAGUCGUUUAAUGACACUUUCUUGACUCUCUUUAUUCACUGUACUACUCCUGGAUCUUGAUUUUCUUCGGUUUGGCAUAAUGGAGUUUUGUUGUAUGACGAGUGAAGAGCGUGAAGCUCAGAGAAUCCACCAAGAGAUCGAAAGACAGAUCAGGAUGUCCAGAAAACAAGAGGAUAAGCAGGUGAAGCUGUUACUUUUAGGUACAGGCGAGAGUGGGAAAAGCACCUUCAUCAAGCAGAUGAGGAUAAUUUAUGGAAAAGGCUACUCAGAGGAUGACAGGAAGACCUUCACCAGGCCCAUCUUCGAGAAUAUAUUUGUUGCAGUGCAAGCCAUGAUCGAAGCCAUGAAUACAUUACAGAUCACGUUCAAAAAUGAAAACAAUUCUAGUUAUGCUGAGAUGCUGCUUAGUGUAACUCCAGAACAAAUGACCUCUAUGGAUAAGCAUUACGCCGAGGCUAUAUGCAGUGUAUGGCAAGAUCCCAGAAUGAAGCUGUGCUACGAUCGCAGGAGAGAGUACCAGCUAUCUGAUUCAGCCCAAUAUUACCUGGAUGAUAUUGAUCGAAUAUCAGCUCAGAAUUAUAUUCCAUCUGAGCAGGAUAUCCUCCGAGUCCGGGUUCGCACCACUGGAGUCAUUGAGUACCCUUUUACCAUUAGCAAUGUUGUAUUCAGGAUGGUUGAUGUAGGAGGGCAGAGGUCAGAGAGAAAGAAAUGGAUCCACUGUUUUGAAAAUGUGACUUCUAUUAUUUUUCUGGUGGCACUGAACGAGUAUGACCAGGUCCUGUAUGAGAGUGCAAAUGAGAAUCGCAUGGACGAGAGUAAGGCGCUCUUUAAGACCAUCAUUGGCUACCCGUAUUUCCAAAGGACCUCCAUCAUUAUCUUUUUCAACAAGACGGAUCUCCUUGAAGAGAAAAUCACCAAGUCCAAACUCGCUGACUACUAUCCUGAAUACGAUGGCCCAGAGAAUGAUGCAAAAGCCGCAAUGAAGUUCAUCCGGAAAAUGUUUGAAGAUCUGAACUCUGAAGAGGCAGGCAUGCGUCUGUACUCACAUUUCACUUGCGCCACAGACACGAACAAUAUCCGUUUAAUCUUUUCAGCUGUGAAGGACACUAUCAUGAGAAUGAAUUUUGAGGACUUUAGCUUACUUUAAAACAGCAGCUGUGUUUUUUUUAUUUUUGAUAUUCACAUUAUUUAUUGACUAGGUACUUUUAUUAGGAUGUCACAUUCCUUUACAGUUGAGUCACUUCACAGUCAAUUAGAGUAUACUAAUUGAUUGCUCCAAAUGAAGGCUACUUAAAUGUGCACAUUUUUUAAAACAUUAAAUGCAACCAAAUGCCAUAUUAAUAUUUUGUGAUUUAGCAAGAAAUUUGAAAACUGUUAAGGUUGUAUUUCGGAACACAUCCACCAGGUGGCAGCACUGUAUUUGAUAGUGAUUCAGUCGACACUUUUAGCUUCUAAUCAACUAACUAUUAUUAUUAUUAGUAGUUGUUGGCAAUAUAAUUUCUUUGGCUUCCUUCAAAGAUAAUAUAAUAUUAAUAAAUUCCAGUCCUAGUUAAACACAGAAAAACAGUAACCGGUCACAUAAUACACAAACUGGCAGUGAGUUGUUUAGAAGCCAAAAGAGUCGAUUCUUACUGGUGAGCUCUAUUCAAGUGAUCAGAUUAACCCAAACGAGUUCCUAUUUUCUAGUCACCACAUAUGAAUUUUGGACAACUGUUUUGUCCAUCUAGUAAUUUUUCAACCCAGCAUUUUUUUUUAAAGAGGUGAUUUAAAGAGCAGACUCAUUUACAAUAUUAAUAGCACCUACAGCUCCUUUGUCCAUGGUCUGUGCUGUUAGAAUUGGUAUAGCGUAUAAGUUGGAGACAAUUUUUUUUUCCAUAUGAAUGACUAAAACCAAUAUAGAUAACUUAUUUAGUAUUUUUUGUGCAAAGAUAAGCACAAAUGUUAUGUAUGCACUACACUUUCUCACUGUUAUACAGUUGCUAGUAAGGUACAUAUCUAUUUAGUUGACCAAAUGACUUGUGUAUUCUACCAUUAAAAAUAGUAUAGUUACAAUCACACUGACCUUUGAUGUGAAAAACAAUUGUUUUUGCCAAUUUUAGGAUUAGAAGAUGGAAGUCAGAUAUAAUCCAGAACAUGAUACAAUAUUAAGCAUACAUUAUAUGGACACCUGACUUUUCCGGCCUGUUGCCAAAAGCUGAAGAUACACAAUUGUAUAGGAUGUCUUUGGAUAUCUAGGAGACCCAAACCUGGUUCAGCAAUGCCCUUGUGCACAAAGUCAGCUCCAUGAAGAUAUGCUUUACAUGGGUCGGAGUAAAAGCUCUUGAGUGAUCUUCUAUUGAGCUCUGAACUCAACCCUAUUGAACACCUUUGGGAUUAAUUGGUUGAUACUGAUUGUACACCAAGCCUCUUUACCUCACCUUCAUCAGUACCUGACCUUUUUCACCCUUGUGGCUAAAUAAGCACAAAUCUCCACAAAAUGUAGUGGAACAUCUUCCCAGACAUCUGAAGGAUAUUAUAACAGUAACUGGCGACUAAAUUUGGAAUAAGAUAUUCAAAAAGCACAUAAAAAUCAUAUGGUCAAUUGUCCACAAACUUUUGUCGAUAUUGUGUAUAUCUAUUUAGACAGCUAUACACAUUGGAUCUUUUUUGUCAUAUGAUAUUCUGUAGAAAGACAUGCUGCUGCAGGUUUUGAACCAAGUUUUUAAUGUUAAAUUGUAUGUUGUAUGUAUUACACACUAUUAAAUGUUACAAGUGUAAAUAAGUCUACCUCCUGACAACGUAGAAUUAUAUGGUUCCUGUUAGAUUCCAUAUUGUUGUAAAUAAGUUAUUAUGUAUAGAUUUUUAGGAUAUAUUAAAUAAAAAUAUAUGAGGAGAAAAGUAAUGGAACCUUAUCUUAUUUGUGAAGCAUGCUGGUGGGUGCAUCAUUGUUUGCAGCUACGUUGCAUUAUGGCUCAAUGUUUUAAGUUCAGAUAAUGAAAAUUCACAGUGAUAUAACUAUAGGUUCAAUCCAACUUUCCAAGAGGAUUUUGUGUAUUUAAAAAAUAUAGUACAUAGAAAAUGGCAGAAGGUUUAA
This is a messenger RNA of Silurus meridionalis, 3773 nucleotides long. RefSeq names its product guanine nucleotide-binding protein subunit alpha-11-like. Lineage: Eukaryota; Metazoa; Chordata; Actinopteri; Siluriformes; Siluridae. Gene Ontology annotation, cellular component: heterotrimeric G-protein complex. The record is from RefSeq and is a predicted model, not a curated record. The transcript has 7 exons. Gene Ontology annotation, biological process: action potential; phospholipase C-activating dopamine receptor signaling pathway; adenylate cyclase-modulating G protein-coupled receptor signaling pathway. Bases 780 to 1847 code for a protein of 355 amino acids. Gene Ontology annotation, molecular function: G-protein beta/gamma-subunit complex binding; guanyl nucleotide binding; GTPase activity.